UGGAGGAGGAGGCGGCGCCCUCGUAGUAAACACACGGGGGCGGCCAGAGCGAAGGUGGAGGCGGCUGUUGGUGGUCAGCGGGCGCGGCGCAGUAGUUAAUUACCACACUUUUGUUGCUGGGGGGAGGAGGAGGAAGAGGAAGAGGAAGAGUGUGAGGCGGGGGGGGGUCGCUUUAAAAAAAAAAUGGGAAGCACGGUGAUGGAGUCCAGCAAGGACCCCUCAAAGAACAGGCCGAAGCGAAGACGAAGUCUGCGGAUCAACAUGCCAGACUUUGGUGCGUUUUCUUCCCCACAAGCGGACACGAGCGGCUCCACCAAAAGCGGCGCUCAGACGGGGGAGCCCCGCGUGCGCUCGGCCAGCCCCACCGGAGUGGCGUCGGCGAGGCGCCCGGCCGGCGCUCCUCUGGUGCCGGGCUCUCGGUCUGCUCCAGUGCAGCUGAAGGCCGGCUCCAGCGCCCCCAAAACCAUCUUCCCCUAUCCCUCACACCAGGACUCCCCACCCAAGUCCCCCCGGCGACUGAGCUUCAGCGGCAUCUUCCGCUCCUCAUCCUGCUCCACACCUGCAAGCAUCAAAAUCUUCUCCAGAACCAGGAGAGCCUCUGGACUCUCCACGCCACCCAGCACCCCGACUCAGGCUUGCAGCCCACCUGUGUUCACCCAGGAGGCCCAGGCGAGCGGGCCGAGGCCCGAACGCCUCGAGGCCGUCGCUCGAUCCCGCUCGAUCUCCACGCCUCCGGACACGGGACAGCGCCCCGGCCUUCCCUCUGCCAGACCCCCGAUCGCCUGCUCGAGCCCCGUGCCCUCCCCCCCCUCGCAACAAGUCCGCGGUCCCUUCGAAGGCAUGCUGGAGAAACUCCAACUCGAUGAUGACGCUGCUGAACCUGAGAGCGAUAUCUACAUGCGCUUCAUGAAAUCCCACAAGUGCUAUGACAUCGUCCCCACGAGCUCCAAGCUGGUCGUGUUCGACACGGCGCUCCAAGUAAAGAAAGCGUUCUUUGCCUUGGUAGCCAACGGUGUGCGAGCUGCUCCGCUGUGGGACACGGAGAAGCAAAGCUUUGUGGGAAUGCUGACCAUCACAGAUUUCAUCAUCAUACUACACCGAUACUACAAGUCGCCGAUGGUGCAAAUAUAUGAAUUGGAGGAACAUAAGCUGGAGACGUGGAGAGAGGUUUACCUUCAAGCAACGUUCAAACCUCUGGUCAACAUAUCACCCGAUGCGAGCCUGUUCGAUGCAGUGUACACACUCAUCAAAAACAAAAUUCACCGCCUGCCUGUCAUCGACCCCGUCACAGGGAACGCACUUUAUAUUCUCACACACAAGAGGAUCCUCAAGUUCCUCCAGCUUUUUAUGUGUGAAAUGCCAAAGCCAGCCUUCAUGAAGCAGACCCUCGGGGAGCUGGGCAUCGGUUCGUACCACAACAUCGCUUUCAUCCACCCCAACACGCCCAUCAUCAAGGCACUCAACAUCUUUGUGGAGAGAAGAGUGUCCGCCCUGCCUGUGGUGGAUGAGUCGGGCAAAGUUGUUGAUAUUUACUCCAAGUUUGACGUGAUUAACUUGGCUGCUGAGAAGACGUACAACAACCUGGACAUCACGGUGACGCAGGCUCUGAAACACCGCUCCCAGUACUUCGAGGGAGUCAUGAAGUGCCAUAAGACGGAAACGAUGAAGACCAUCGUGGACCGAAUCGUCAAAGCUGAAGUGCAUCGCUUGGUGGUGGUGGACGCGCACUCGAGCAUCGAGGGCAUCGUUUCCCUGUCCGACAUCCUCCAGGCCCUGGUGCUCGGCCCCGCAGAUGCCUGUAAGGAGGAGACCCUGGGCUGAGUGAGAGGGAGGAAGCGCCGGCUGGAGUGGAGCCUGGGUGGAAGUAAAUACGUUUAGUGGUUGCGGUACGGCGCGUGAGGCGGAGCCGGGUGGAGGCCCCGGGAGCCCAGAAACGGAAGCACCGCUACCUGCAGACCAAAGAGCUCGACGGCUGAAUGAAGUGGACUUCCUGCGCUGAGGAUGGAUUCUACUGUGUUUUUUUUUUUUCCCUUUUCUGUUUGAACACACAUCAGAUGCGUGCACACACGUCACACUGUACUCAUACAUGGACUUAGAGAUUCAUUAUUGUCACUUGCUUGAUGGAAGGUGGGGAAAGUCUAGACUUCUUCUGCUUCUGAGUGCUGCAGUGUUUUGGGUUGUGUAGUUACAAUCAUGCCGCUGUUAACAGUGGAUUUCUUUUGUUGCCGUUCGUAGUCGAAAAUGAAUGUUAUCGCCUCCCAGGAAAAUAUCUCCACCAAUGUUUUUGGUGUACAAAGGUCUACAGUCAAAGAUGCAACUGAUAGUUUGACACUUUAUCCUGAAAUGUAGCCAAAAGUUCCAGAGACAAUACGGAGGGAUUGAUGCUUUUUGUCCCACCUACAUCUCUUGAAUUCAAAGGCAACAUUUGUCACUUUCAUGUAAUAAUCAAUAGACUGAUAGUAAUUCCACCCUAAUUUUCCCUCAUUGGUUUGUCGUUUUAAAUCAUGCCAGAAGUGUAAAGUGAAAAUAUUCCAAAUCAAGCUUUGGCCCAGAAACACGCAGUGGUUAGAGACAAAUACAACUUUGCUUUAAAAGGAUUUAGUCAGUGAGGACUUAUAACCCCCCAGACUGGUAAACAUCCAAAGCAACUGCUUAUCUCUGCUGUAGCUUGACAGGACUCAUCUCCAUCUUUGACUGUAAAUAGGUUAGUUUGUUUUGGGGAAACGUGUGACAUAAAGCUUUAUUUUUAUGAAUGUGUCAACGUGUUUAAAGAGACCGGUUUUAAUUUUAUUUUUGUAAAUAUAUUAUGGCAACAUGUCCAGUUCAAAGCUACAUAUCAGAUUAAAAUGUACUGUAAACGUGCAAGCAUCAGAAACUACACUUCAGCAGUACGAAGUCUUUUUGUUUUACCUUUCUAUUUUUCUGGCUGCAGAAAAAUAAAUGAUCACUGAAUGUACUUUAAAA
This is a messenger RNA of Gasterosteus aculeatus aculeatus (three-spined stickleback), 2964 nucleotides long. RefSeq names its product 5'-AMP-activated protein kinase subunit gamma-2. The record is from RefSeq and is a predicted model, not a curated record. Lineage: Eukaryota; Metazoa; Chordata; Actinopteri; Perciformes; Gasterosteidae. Gene Ontology annotation, cellular component: cytoplasm; nucleotide-activated protein kinase complex; nucleus. Gene Ontology annotation, biological process: protein phosphorylation; regulation of catalytic activity. Gene Ontology annotation, molecular function: AMP binding; protein kinase binding; protein kinase regulator activity.